AUGGCAGACGACGUUGAGGUCAUAAAUAUAGUACUCGUAAAUCUUCAGAAUGCUGUUCACGCAAUAUAUUCAAUUUAUAUACCUGUAAUCCAUGCGGCCAUAGAAGAGGCAACAGAUCAGAGAGAAAUAAUUGACGAAGAUGAAUUGAAUGCUUUAUUUGCCUGUAUCAGGCAGCUCUAUGCGCUGCUCAGUUUAAUAGCAACGUGCGCUCAGUCCAUUUUACCAAGAGCUCGGACUGAACAAAUUCUAAACCCUGACUUCGUUGGUUCACAUUUCCCGGGAAGAGAUUUCUGCAGCGAAUUAGAAAGGUGUAAGCAUUUGUUUUGGUCGAUGAUAGGCGAGAGCGUGGAAUCGUUUCGUCAACUGGUGCACGACAUGCUGCCGUAUGUCACACUUUUUACCAGGGGCAGGCAGUUGAGGGUUCGUGAUAACCCCUUUGUGCUUGAUGUAAGAAAUCGAAUUUUGAUGGUUGUGAUUUGGCUGCGGAUGUAUCCAGAAGUGGUAAUGUUGAGUGGCUUGUUUAUGGUCAGUCCAACAACUGUCAAAAGAGAAAUUCGAUUUUUGCUUCCUGCUAUGGAACUAUUUUAA
Messenger RNA from Paramuricea clavata, 588 nucleotides. Lineage: Eukaryota; Metazoa; Cnidaria; Anthozoa; Malacalcyonacea; Plexauridae. The record is from the annotation of a GenBank genome assembly.